Molecule: messenger RNA, 663 nt
Organism: Chara braunii
Lineage: Eukaryota; Viridiplantae; Streptophyta; Charophyceae; Charales; Characeae
Source: the annotation of a GenBank genome assembly
GCAAGCAGACAGCAUACUUGAAGAGACUCUGAGGGGAAUAAAUACUGAAAAAAACUUCAAUGUUGCUAAUGGAGAUCCCGGUCCCGGUCAGGGGGAGGAGUAGUUUUAGUGCCUACCUCCCUGCACCAAACACAAUGCUCCAUUAUAAUGGGCCUCACUCCGCUACUCACCAGGAGGAGGAGGAGGAGGAGGAGGAGAGGGAAGAUGAGGAGAACGAGGUAGAGGGGGAGGAAGAGGAAAAGGAGGAGGAGGAGGAGGAGGAGAAGGAGGAGGAGGAGGAGGAGGAGGAGAGGGAAGAUGAGGAGAACGAGGUAGAGGGGGAGGAAGAGGAAAAGGAGGAGGAGGAGAAGGAGAAGGAGAAGGAGGAGGAGGAGGAGGAGGAGAGGGAAGAGGAGAAUGAGGUGGAGGGGGAGUAGGAGGCGGCGGCGGCGGAGGAGGAGGAGGAGGAGGAGGAGGAGGAGCAGAGAAAAGACGCGAUGAGGAAGAGAGGGAAGCUGCAGAGGAGGAGGUGGAGGGGGAGGAAGAGGAGUCUGUCUUCAGUUGAAGUUUUGGCUUUGUUUCAAACCAAUGAAAAACCAUCCCUUUUUAACCCCUCCUCUUCCGUCGCUAUACAAGUACGCAACAUAGACAUCCUUCUACACAUAACAAAUCUCUUAUUCCUCC